AUGGCGCCCUCGUCAUCAGCAACACAACAAGUGCUUCUCUCCCCUGCCGAACUCUCCUACCUCCACUCGUCCCUCUCUCUAACACCACCCAUCCGCCCCGAUGGUCGCACAGCUACGCAAUUCCGACCCUUAAUAGCAGAAACAGAUAUUCUCCCCGGCACAAACGGGAGCGCGCGGAUAUGUUUUGCUGACGGGACGGAAGCUGUUGUGGGUGUGAAGGCUGAGGUGCAAAAAUCGCACCCUAGCUAUGCGCCGGGGACUGAAAUUGAUAUUGAAGCUGGGAAUGACGACGACGAAGAAGGUAAUGGGCAAGAGGAUGGAGAGGGAAAGAAAGGGAGGAAUGAGUGGGUGGAGAUUAGUGUUGAGAUUCCAGGCAUGAGGGACGAUGAUUCGAUGCCGGUUUUCCUGGGAGCGCUGUUGAGCGAGGCUCUACUGGCUGAUGGGGGAUUUACAGGGAGGUUGUGGAUCAAUAGGAGAUUCCAUUGGAAGCUAUAUAUUGAUAUUCUCCUCCUCUCGCAACCUCUAUCCUACCCACUACCAUUACUGUCACUUACCACCCAUCUCGCUCUCCUAUCCACGCGUCUUCCGAAACUCAAGUCAGAACUAGACGAAGAUCCUAUGUUCGACGAUGACUGGGACGCCUCCGUCUUCCUCUAUCCCCGUACGGAGCAAACGCUAGAUGCGGUCAGACCCCCAGUCACACUCCUUGUCAUGACGGUAAAAGACAACAUCAUCUUCGAUCCAAGCAAAGAGGAGCUCGCCGUCGCGGAAGUAUCAUUAGCAGUAUCAGUCGCAGAACGAACAUCAGCAUCAGGGGACAUGGAUGUUGAUACUGAGGGUGGAAGAGUGAGGGAUUUACGGCUUUUGGCUGUGAGGACCAUUGACCCCCCGAGCAGAUUGACACAUCCAGGCGUGCCGAAUACGCUUAAUACAGCUACAGGCGGAGGGACAGUGGGUACGACGGAGAUGGCUGUGAGCCAGCGGGAGACUAUGGAUCACGAAGAGGGGGUCUGGCAACCACCGAGGGGAGGUGCAAAGAGGAAGUUAAUAGCGGAGAUGAUUAGGAAGGUUUUGGAGAGAGGUGGUGUUGCGGAGGAAGUGCUAGACGGCCUCGAUGCCGUAGAGCUGGGCUGA
Molecule: messenger RNA, 1134 nt
Organism: Venustampulla echinocandica
Lineage: Eukaryota; Fungi; Ascomycota; Leotiomycetes; Helotiales; Pleuroascaceae
Exons: 2
Coding region: 1-1134 (377 amino acids)
Biological process (GO): U1 snRNA 3'-end processing; U5 snRNA 3'-end processing; U4 snRNA 3'-end processing
Cellular component (GO): nuclear exosome (RNase complex); cytoplasmic exosome (RNase complex)
Source: RefSeq, a predicted model, not a curated record